Molecule: messenger RNA, 1740 nt
Organism: Nomia melanderi (Alkali bee)
Lineage: Eukaryota; Metazoa; Arthropoda; Insecta; Hymenoptera; Halictidae
Product: integrator complex subunit 15
Source: RefSeq, a predicted model, not a curated record
CGCUAGAGGUCUAUGAGCUCUACUUAAUAUUCUCGAAAGUUUUAAUAGUUAGUUGGUUAUUCGAUUCUGUUACUACUAGACUUGUGUCACUAGUUACGUAUCAUUUUUCUAUGUAACAUUAAGUCAGUUGUUUGACAUGUGUUGUCUAUAUGUAUACAUUAGCAUGUACAAGAUUGUUAAUUAAUAAAUAGUCAACGCGUUGAGUGACGCAGCCAUUACUGAUAUUCGAUGUAUGCAAAAUAGUAAUCUCCUAAACUGGCAUCUAAUGUAACAAAUAAUAGUGUAUUGCGAAACGAAUAUGGAAAAAUAAGGAAAUUUUGCUUGAGACUUAAUAUUUUAACAAUGCAAAACAACUUAUUGAUCGCUCAAUAAUUGAAACCCGUGUUAACUAGAUUGCACCAAUCAAAAUAUAUUCCCUCAACUUCUAGGAAUGUGUAUAGUUCAUGAAAAUUGAAAACAUUAGUUGAAGAAAACCUAAGGUGGUCUUCGGUCGUUGAUAAAGUGUCAAGCGAUUGUAUUAUUUACUUUCGAUGUAUCUAUACCUUAGGCCCACCUAUAUACAUUAAUGGCUGGGAAUGAUAUAAAACAGAAUUUACGAAAAUUAGAUUUUCCAUAUUGCGCUAGGGAAGCUUUAUGCAUGAUCGAGGUACUAUGGAGACCAGGAAAUCAAAUCGGCUUGCAGUUGGAUUUAAUAUCGGAAUUCGUAUUCGGCGAAAUAGAAAGGCGAAAAAAACGCAAUAUGACUAUAGCUAUACAAGAAUUGCAAUUAAUAGAAGUACUCAGUGAUUUUUUUCAAAGUCCAGGAGGAAGUGCUGCUGUACGAAACGCGGUGUUUUUAUCCCUUUUCCCAGCAGAUAGUCCCAGGAACAAAUUAUUGGGGAAUUUAGUAUCAUUUGCAAUAGCUACACAAAAUAAAGCAGUAUUGAAUGCAACUGGAAUUUGGAUGCAACAGUUAGGUUCUACCUCUCCACAGAGUGUAGGAUUAGCAAGGCAUGUACUUAAUGAUUACUUUGUCCUUACUCCAAAGUCUAUUGAUAAAUUGAAGCAGCUUCCCAUUCUUGCACCACAUUUCACGGCCAACUUACUGACGGCAAUAGGUGAGGUCUAUGAAGAUAAAGAUCCACCUACUGAACUGCUCAGAUUAGUAGGAGAAUGGAUUGAUGAAAAUCCAAGUCUUCUUUUAACACCUUUAAUGGAUAAUCCAGCCUUGCCUACUGGUGGCAUUCCAAUGACACCUAUUACACCCAUAGCAGGCUUAUUCAGGUGGUGCAUUUUAUGUCCCCUUCGUUUAAAGAACACAGAAAAUUGUCAAGAACAAAAGAAACUGUAUUCUAAGAUUCAACAGCUACUUAUGGAUUCAGUAUUAAGAUUAAAGAAUAGUGGAAACAAUAAGCAUGCAAUUUCAGCACAGCAUUUUGCAGCCACAACACGUGCUUUAAGCAGCAAUUUGGGAUCACAUUCAACCGCUAGUCUACCUGCACGUGAUUUAGCUAUGGAACGACUUGCACAAGCUAUAAGUGCAGCAAUGUCUGCAAAUUGCAUUUAUGGAAACAAACAGGAACUAUUGGCUUUGUUACAACCUUUAGCAUAUCAACACUUUCUGAUUGAAUGGACAUUGCAGACUUAUGGAAAUAAAGCUUCUUGAUUUACUGAAAUAGUUAUUUUAGCUUACAUUGUUCAUAUUUUGUACAUAAAUUGAAUUGCAACACAACAGAUGUCUGUAGUAGUUAUUAAUGUAAA